This is a messenger RNA of Prosopis cineraria, 2372 nucleotides long. RefSeq names its product growth-regulating factor 5-like. The transcript is spliced from 4 exons. Gene Ontology annotation, molecular function: ATP binding. Gene Ontology annotation, biological process: regulation of DNA-templated transcription; DNA-templated transcription; developmental process. Lineage: Eukaryota; Viridiplantae; Streptophyta; Magnoliopsida; Fabales; Fabaceae. The record is from RefSeq and is a predicted model, not a curated record. Gene Ontology annotation, cellular component: nucleus. The coding region runs from base 407 to 2077 and encodes 556 amino acids.
CACAAUAAUAACGAGAGAGAAAGGAAGAGAUGGGGUCACUUCCACUCAUUUGUCUGCUAGUGUGUGGUGCGAAUGUCGGAAGCAUGGAAGCAAAGCAAAGGCCAAGAAUGGCGGCAACCCCCAUCCCUCUAUCAUCGUAAAUCCCCACUUCAACCUCCCCUCACGCUUUCCCCAUUCCUUCCUCCAACCCCCACCAAUGCAUGAGAGAGACAGAGAGAUUACCUAUAAGUAUUGUUAGUACUGUUAAAACAGGAUUAAUUUGCUCGCCUCGAAAGUUGGGUCUUGCAAGUGGUUUCCUAUUCGGGAAAAGUGAGGUGAUUUGAUUAGACUGGGCUGUGCGGGUGAAUCUGGCGUUUAAGACAAGGAAGAGUGUUUGUUGAAGCAUUCCCCAGUGAGAGAAGAGAAGAUGAUGAAGAUGGUGCCUCAUAAUCACCACCACCGUCCAUUAUCGCCCUUUGAUAACGAUUCCUGUGCUGGGGGUGGUGAUGGCGAUGGCCCCACAACUUCUUCUGCGUCUGUGUCUAUGUACAUGACUCAUCAUCAUCAUAAUAUAAACCAUGUUGUUAGUGGAGGUUAUGCUUCUCCUGCCGUUUCUGCAGCAGCUGUUCAUAGUGGGGGUGUUGCUGUAAGAACGUUGCAGCCUUUUGACAUUUCCACUCGCCCUCCCUUCAAAUCCCCAGGAACGAUGGCGGCUUCGUUAGGGUUCCCUUUCACAAAUGCACAAUGGAAGGAGCUUGAAAGGCAAGCCAUGAUUUACAAGUACAUGAUGGCCUCUGUUCCUGUUCCUCCCAAUCUCCUUAUCCCCAACGCUCUCACAUCUGCUUCUUGUUCUCCCUUUGAUGGAGGUUUCAAUCUGAGGUUGUCAAGUAGCAGCACUGAUCCAGAGCCAGGGAGGUGCAGGAGAACAGAUGGGAAGAAAUGGAGAUGUUCUAGAGAUGUGGCUCCUAACCACAAGUACUGCGAGCGUCAUAUGCACAGAGGUCGUCCCCGUUCAAGAAAGCCUGUGGAAGUUCAAACCGACAGCAGCGCCACCGACAACAACGAGCAAACCAAAAGGGCUCGCCAAGAUUUCCAUCAUCCUUAUCCUACACCUUCAGUUUCUGUGGCUGUUUCAAAUCCCGUCAUCACAAAUGCUGGAUCUUCUUCUCAGUUUCUUCAGUCUGGUACCAGUCAGCCACUACGCGAAUCUUCCCUUUCUCUUGACAAGUAUGGUGUUAAAGCCUCUAAUUUUGGAUCUUUCGCUUCUGUGCCAUCUGAGAGCCAACCCAGGGGUUUGGACUGGAUGCUAAAGGGAGACCCCAUUUCCAUUGCUGCUUCUGAGCCAGAAUGGCAGCCUCUGAUGCAAGCUAAAGCUGAUUUCAUCAAACAGAGUUCCUGCAGCGGCAGCGGCAGCAACAACAACGCCGCCACCCUUUCGAGUUCAAGUUACGAAGACGCUCUUUAUCUGAGUUCCUUUGCAUCUUUCAACUCAGGGCUGGACCAACAAAACAGACAUUGCUCUCUGUUCCUCAAUCCGCUCCUUCCCAUGGAGAAUCCCGAGCCCCGAAAACCCAGGGGAUUCAUUGACGCUUGGUCUAAUGCUGAAACAGCGGAAAACAAUAAUGCCAACGCCAGCAAAAGUCCUGUUUCGUCAAAUGCUAAAUUAUCCCUUUCUUCGCUCGAUCUAUCAAUGGCAGGUGGUUCUGCUGUGGAUGAAGAAAUGCGUUCUAUUCACAUGGGUUUAGGCCUAAUGGAGCCAGGUGGAAACACAGAAAAUGGCAACAAAACCCAUCUUGCUAGUUGGCUCACUCCUGCCGCCGCACAUUGGGGGGGUUCAACACCUGGUGGUCCCCUAGCUGAGGUUCUAAGGCCAAGCGCGGGGGCUCCGGCCAACGAGGCGGCCUCCAAUCCAGAGUCUCCGGUCAUGACAAAUGCCGAAUCAGGCAGUCCUUUGGCAACAAUGGUGUCAUCUCCAUCUGGGGUUUUGCAGAGAACGCUGGGAUCCAUAUCUGAUUGUAGUAGCAAUAGUAGCCCCACAGUGGCAUCUUCAAGGGCCAAUUCUGAGUUUGCGUUGCUCUUGUUCAAUAAAGCAAAUUAGUAUCUUUGAGUUGAGGUGCUUGAUUUGGGAUGUGGUAUCAAGUAUUAUGUAAUCUUGAUUUGGUUGGAUAUUUAGGUAGCUUAAGGAUUUUCUGGGUGUUUUGUAUACUCAAAAAUCUGGGCGACUUGUGCUUAUGUUACUGUGAAGAAGACUGUGUUCUGUUUUUCAGGUCGGGAUGAUAUCUGUUAUGGGGACUGUUCUGUGGAAUUAUUUUUGUUCGUGGCCAUGUCUGGUCCGACGGAUCUGACAUUGACCAGGUCAACUCCCUUUCAUCCUCAAGUUUCAAGGGAAAAUA